ACAUCCGCGCGCGGGGCUGGUGGCGCUACUGGCAGCGGGGCCGGAGCCAGGGCCAGGGCCGGCCGGCGAGGAAGCGGCUGGUUCCUCCCUGUCAGCGAGGGACCCGCGCACGGGGGAGCCGCCCCCCUCUCCGGGAUGUGCGGGGCGGCCCGGCCCCGGCGGGCAUAUUGUAGCAGAGAUCAGAUGCCUGGAGCAUAAUUAGAUAUUGUGUUCAGUCUUGCCUUAGCUGUUGACUGUGAAACUACCACCAUGCAUCAGAAGCUUUUGAAGAGUGCCCAUUACAUCGAGCUAGGAAGCUACCAGUACUGGCCUGUUCUGGUACCUCGGGGAAUCCGCUUGUAUACCUAUGAGCAGAUUCCUGUGUUCCUUAAGGACAAUCCGUAUAUUACAGAUGGCUACAGGGCUUAUCUCCCUUCUAGGCUGUGUUUAAAAAGUCUGUUCAUUUUAUCCAAUGAGACAGUAAACAUCUGGAGUCACUUACUGGGCUUUUUCAUUUUCUUCACUCUGGGCAUAUAUGACAUGACUUCUGUAUUACCUUCAGCGAGUGCCUCUAGAGAAGACUUUGUUAUCUGUUCUAUUUGCCUCUUCUGCUUUCAAGUCUGUAUGCUUUGCUCGGUAGGAUAUCAUCUCUUCUGCUGCCAUCGCUCAGAGAAGACUAGCCGUCGAUGGAUGGCAUUAGAUUAUGCAGGAAUUUCCAUUGGGAUCUUGGGCUGCUAUGUAUCAGGAGUGUUUUAUGCGUUUUACUGUAAUAAUUACUGGCGUCAGGUAUACUUGAUCACUGUGCUUGCUAUGAUCCUUGCAGUAUUCUUUGCUCAGAUUCAUCCCAGCUACCUCACUCAACAGUGGCACAGACUGCGUUCUGUCAUCUUUUGCUCCGUCUCUGGAUAUGGAGUCAUUCCUACUAUCCACUGGGUUUGGCUCAAUGGAGGAGUUGGUGCCGCUAUUGUGCAGGAGUUUGCCCCUCGAGUAAUUGUGAUGUACUUGAUUGCUGCCAUAGCUUUUCUAUUUUACAUUUCCAAAGUUCCAGAAAGAUACUUCCCAGGACAAUUAAACUACCUCGGCUCUAGUCACCAAGUGUGGCAUAUCCUUGCAGUAGUAAUGUUGUAUUGGUGGCAUCAAUCUACAGUGUAUAUCAUGCAAUACAGACACAGCAAGCCCUGUCCUGACUACAGUACACAUUUAUGAAUGAAGAAUUCUCUUACUGCAACAGAAGUUCUGACUAUGAAUGUCUAGUCCUUAGUCACAUGCUGAUUUCCAAAACCAUGCACUGAGGCAGCUACUCUCUCUCACCUGCGGGACUGUGUUUCUACUUGCUGGGAUGGCAUACCAACAGAGGUUUUUUUGAGACAACUGCUUAGGUCUUCAAAAUGACUCAUUCACCUCAACCACUGUACAUUCUGCAGUGAAGCAGAGAACAACUGUGCAGGUCUUCCUAUAGAGAGGUUAUGUAAUCCGACCAUGUGAAAACAGGAUAUGAAUAAUUACAUUCCUUCUUCUGACUGGUAAAACAUGAAAGGCAGCGAUGUGUACUCUUGGUGAACAGCAAAUGACUCUCUCCUUGAUUUGGACUUCACUUUCAGACUUCAUUAAAGAGUAUACUGAAGAGAUUUGCCCUAAACAGCAUGCUUCUGAAGCUCCUAUGAUAAAUUGCUUCUUGGGACCUCGUCUUAGAUCUUUUCAAAUCCAUACAGUGUGGUGUACCAUCUAGACUUGCUAUCUAAUUGUUGUGUUUGUGCUAUGACAUUGCUGUUAUAUUUAAACCUGAAUUCUGUGGAUUCUUACUUUUUUUACAGGAAGUUUUUUCUUUUUGAAAGAUCAAAAUGGAUGCUCUCUCUCCGCUCCGUUUCAUCAUCAGUAACUUUAAAAUUAAUUCCUUCAUUUGAAAUGGACAGUGUCACUAAUUUGUGCCAUUGAGUUUCCAGGUUUCUCUCAAGAACUUAAGUGAUUCCUGUGGUUUUGCAAAUUUUACUCUUGACAUAUUACAAGGACUAUCCAGCAACUGUAGGGUUAAGUUUAUUAACCAGUUGUGGUCAGUAGACAGUAGUAUUACACUUAAUAUACGUUGCUGGAGUUUACACCAUCAAUUGGCCCUGUAUUAGACUGGUAUAAAUAAUCCAAAGUAACUGUCCAGCUCUAAAGAGCAAAUAUAGCCUUCUGAUUAAUAUGAACAAAUGCAUCAGUGUUCUUUUAGCAUUGUGUAGUCUUAUUUAAACAUGUCUGUUACCAUAAGUUUUCUAUAGCGAUUAAUAAAAGGAGACUCAGUAUUUGCCCCUAGAUUAGUCUUCCCAGUCUGAAUCCUGGUUUUAAAAAUUGCAGUUUAUUUUAAAUUUAUUUUGCCUUGAAACACUUUAAAAAUAAUUUUACAUGUCAAUACAGAAAGUGUCUGGAUUCCUUAAUGCCAACAAGAUACCUUAAACUCCUGAACAGUUGUUUUGGUCUGUUGCAGGGAUUGAAAGAUUUUUAUUUUAUUAUAUAGAUUUCAAUGUGAAACUGGCUGGAAACUCUUUGUUUUUAAAUGGAAUUAAAAUCUUAAAUAGCUUCUGGAGGGUAAUUGCUUGUGUUUACAUUCAUUUCACCAGUUGCAUUAAAUGCUGCUGGCUAAUGUGAUAAAUGUUAUAAUCAGUGUUUCUCUCAAGUUUGUUCUACACCAGUAUGUUGGCAGAUCUGAUUACAACUGAGUAACAAUCCAACAUGAGACUGACCUGUAUGUCGAUUGUCAGGGAAGCACAGUUGUAAUCAUAUCCUCUAACGCAGUAGUUACUUCAACGUGGAUGGGAUGAUGUUCUAAAGGAGAUGACCUCAUGACAGGCACCUGUUUCCUUUACAAUUAUGUUGAAGUCCCUGUUUUGGGAAUGACUAUCCAGGGUCAUGCUUAGAAUCAAUAGAAACAUGUAGCCUAGUGGCUGAUGCAUGGUCUCUGAAAAUGCCAGCUAUGUGUUUGGCUACAACUUUUCUUGAUCAUCUUAGUAGUCACUCUGAGAACUACUGAAUGUGACCUUUAAGAAAACCACCUUGGCCAGAAAAAGGUACAUCACCAAUCAGCAGGCUAAAAAGAAAUAUAACCAAUAGCCCAUGCUGGAAUGUCUAAAGCUGUGUAACAUACACAAACUAUUGUAAGCCUUUCCUAGAUAGGGGUCCCAUCAAAGGUUGGGGAGGGGAGCCAAGCGAAGAAACAGGUUCCUCUUUGAGAGAGGAUUUUUCCCUGUGUUUUAUUUUGCUCUUAACUUCAAGUAGCUAAGCCUGUUUUUUAAUUCUUGUACAAUGGAAUUGUUUGUUAACAGAGGUAGAAGGAAAGUACUUUGAAAUUCAAAGAAGGUCUUUGGCAAUGGCUAUGUUGUCAAUGAAGACGGUGACUUACUACAGUAGAUGCAGCUCUAUUGUAAAACCUUUGAACACUAACUUAUGCUUGUGACUGAGAAUUCUGGGCACUAUAACUUUUGUACUAAUAUGUUUUGAGUAUGUAUUUAUUGUAAAAUUGUAGAUUGUUGAUGAGUCUAACCAUGCCAAGUUCCUUUGAGUUCUAAACUAAAUUAGUUUCAAAAUAACUUGUUAGCAUUUAAUACUGAUGGAUUACCUCCCAAACCUCUGAGCCUUUCAGUGUGAACACCAGACCUUAUUUAUUUUUUUAAAAACUUGUCUGCAAAACAAGUUUAAAGUGCACUAAUAAGUACUACUGAAGCCUGACUAGAAACUUGCAAAUGAAAAAGCCUGCUCUAACAAACUUCAUGGACAAUUUAAACAAUCUGCAAUUGUCUGUGUUGGUGGCUGCAUUUUGAUUAUUUUAGGUUGCUAGGUCAUUUUUUAAAACUAAUUAUGUAAUUAUUGUAGCCUUUUUCAACCACUGAAAAGGAAAUUCAAAGUCAUGGUGUGUUUCAAUUUCAUGGAGUGCAAUUUAUCAAGCUGCAUGACUAAAUGUGUAUUAUGUGAAUAUCUAAGCUGUAAAUAAAUUUGGGUUUACUGAAUAUAUGCUUAACAAUA
Molecule: messenger RNA, 3978 nt
Organism: Gopherus flavomarginatus (Mexican gopher tortoise)
Lineage: Eukaryota; Metazoa; Chordata; Testudines; Testudinidae
Gene: PAQR3
Product: progestin and adipoQ receptor family member 3
Exons: 8
Coding region: 250-1185 (311 amino acids)
Cellular component (GO): membrane
Molecular function (GO): signaling receptor activity
Source: RefSeq, a predicted model, not a curated record